UAGUGCUAUAUUUUGCGAACAAUUGAAUUCAGUAAAACAAGUGUCAUUCCCUCGUAGAUUCACAGAUUUCUCCGCCAUCUAGGACAUUUUUGGGAAGAUGACCAAUACGCAGGUUAAAUCAACAGCUGUCGAGGCAGUUAUGGAAUCCAGUAAUAAUUUCAAGGAUUUUGGUUCAAGCAUGCCCUGUGUAGUGGGCAUUGAUGAAGCUGGACGUGGACCAGUUCUUGGACCGAUGGUCUACGCAUGUGCUGUUACGUUGGUAAAUAAUGAAAAUAUACUGCUUGAGAUGGGGGUUGACGAUUCAAAGGUUCUAACAGAAGCAAAGCGUGAAAAGAUUUUCGAAAGAAUGGAAGGAGACAAUAUGUCAGAGCUAUUUGGAUAUGCGCAUUGUUCAAUAUCGGCGCAGAUGAUUAGCGCUGCCAUGUUAGGUCGAACGAAAUGUUCACUGAAUAAAUUAUCACACGACUGUGCGACGGAAUUGCUGAAAUUAGCAAUCGACAAUAAUAUUAAUGUUGUGGAGGUGUACGUAGAUACAGUUGGGCCGAAGGGUCCGUACCAGGCAAUGUUGCACAAGAAAUUCCCAGACAUGCAAAUUAUUGUAUCGGAAAAGGCGGAUGCAAAAUUCCCAAUUGUCAGUGCUGCUUCAAUCGUUGCAAAAGUCAAACGUGACAGAGCUUUAAGAAAUUGGACGUUUCCGGAGGGCAUUAUCAAUGUACCGCCGAAUGGAUAUGGGAGUGGUUAUCCUGGAGAUCCGAAUACAAAGAAUUUUUUACUGGGAGCAAUUGAUCAUGUGUUUGGUUAUCCAAAUUUGGUGCGAUUCAGCUGGAAAACAGCCGAAGUUUUGUUGCAUGGAAAGACAGUGAAAUGUACAUGGAGUGGUCCGGAAAAUGCAUCCGGUAGCACCAUAACAUCUUUCUUCAAACCAUCUUUUAGUGGAAGGAAUUACUCUUCAAUAAAAAGUCGAUUUUUCAUCGAUCGUUGUCUUUCAAAUAUAUCAAAGUGCUCAGAUUUUUAA
Molecule: messenger RNA, 1015 nt
Organism: Loa loa (African eye worm)
Lineage: Eukaryota; Metazoa; Nematoda; Chromadorea; Rhabditida; Onchocercidae
Product: ribonuclease HI large subunit
Exons: 7
Coding region: 98-1015 (305 amino acids)
Biological process (GO): DNA replication, removal of RNA primer; mismatch repair
Cellular component (GO): ribonuclease H2 complex
Molecular function (GO): RNA binding; RNA-DNA hybrid ribonuclease activity
Source: RefSeq, a predicted model, not a curated record